Molecule: messenger RNA, 3433 nt
Organism: Poeciliopsis prolifica (blackstripe livebearer)
Lineage: Eukaryota; Metazoa; Chordata; Actinopteri; Cyprinodontiformes; Poeciliidae
Gene: morn4
Product: MORN repeat containing 4
Exons: 5
Coding region: 78-518 (146 amino acids)
Source: RefSeq, a predicted model, not a curated record
CAUUUAUUUACGCCCCUCCUGUCGUACCCGGUGGUUUCCAUGCUUCAGAGAGAGCAGGCUUUGAGUGAAGGAACACCAUGACUUUGACCAGAGGAUCUUUUACUUAUGCCAGCGGAGAGGAGUACCACGGCGAGUGGAAAGAAGGUCGGCGACAUGGCCUUGGCCAGCUUAAAUUUCAGGAUGGAACAUGCUACACUGGCCAGUUUGAGAAUGGACUCUUUCACGGUUCUGGUGUGCUGCUUUUUACAGACGGAUCCAGGUACGAAGGAGAAUUUGCUCACGGAAAGUUUCAAGGUUCAGGAGUCUUUAGUCGAUUCGAUGGCAUGAAGUUUGAAGGAGAAUUCAAAGAUGGCCGUGUUGAAGGAUAUGGGCUAUUGACGUUCCCUGAUGGAACUCAUGGUGCUCCACGAAAUGAGGGCUUGUUUCAAAACCACAAGCUGCAGAAAAGGGAGAAGUGUCCUGGAGUGGUGCAGCGUGCUCAAGCCUCAGCCUCCAGCGCUCACAGCCUGGCGUUAUGACUGCCUUAGACCAUAAAGGUGUUAGGACUAAACUUUCAGCACCUUCCAGAUGGGCCUUAAGGGUGAACACUCUCUUUCACAACCUCUCUUUGUUUUUGUUUUUUUACCAUUUCUUUGUAUGCUUGUCCACACUUAAAGUGACUUAAGGGAAAUGCAUUUGAACAUUUUUGGAUGACUUUCUAUGAAAUGAAGAACUUCAUGAAGCACACCUUUAACUUGAUGAGUAAGCAGGGAAAGCUGCUUCCGCUCUCAUACUGACAUCAGACCAUAAAAUGUGUCUGUUUCUUUCUAUAGCCGAUCAUUUUGCUGCUGAUUAGAGAAAUUACUUUUUAAAAAAACUGUUCAUUUUAGAAUAGCUUAAAAUUUAGUAAAAAAAAAAAUAGGAAAACUCAUAGCUGCAUGUAUGUUAAAGAAAGAAUGUACAUAUUUAACUAUUCACAUUUGCCUUAAAGAUAUUUUCACACAAUCACAUGCUUGGGGGUGUUCAUACAAUAAUCAGAUGAUGAACAACACCCUCUCCUCACAUUCUCACUGCAUGACUUGCCUUGAGGUAUCUGUCCGUUUAAGGAGUAGAAAGCCUGAUUAUGAAUGGUUUUAGCUCUGUCAUUUGCAAGUCUUCUUCUUGAUGAUUAUUAUUGUUGGGAAAGACGAUGACCAUGACUCAACAUUUAUACAUGUUAGAAUCAUUCAGUAGAGCUUAGAGGUUCACAUACGGUCAUCAUCAGCAUGAAUUCAGGGUCGUAUGAUCGUCCAACAAACAAUUUCAAUGAAUUUCAGAAACCAGAGUUGGAUGAAGAAUUUUGAAUUUAUUGCUGUGUGUUUUCUCUGCUGAAAACAGAAUAAAACUAAUACACACAGGCUCAAACAUACAUUUACCCCAUUAAUAUUUACUCAGCUGUAUCCCAGUUUGUCACACGGGAAACACAUGCAUAUUUUUUUUUCCGAUCAGCAAACUCUUGGUGCAAUUCUGGCUGGAUGUUUGACUCCUCCCAUCAAACAUGCUAGAGUUUAUUUAAAUCAUGUGGUUUUCUGUCAACCACUCUGUACUCAGAGUAGAUGGAUUUUUGUGAAACCUGCUUUAUUAGUUUCCAAAGCCAAUUUUUAUUUUUUUUAAAUUUGAAAUCAAAACAAAAAUGCAUAAAGCAGGUGAACAUUUAGCUUUUGAAUCAGUCCCUAUUUUGUAAUGACAAUUUGUAAGCUUCUCUGCAACUUGUUGAAAAAUUUUCCAAAUAUUAGUGGGAUUAUAUGUAUGUUUUUAAUCAUGUAGAGAAAAUUUACAUUAAAUUCAAACUUGCCCAACAAGUUCUUGUUUUAAAAUUCAUUGUCGUCGUCUGUUGUGUCAUUGUAUUGUUGCAACUAGGUGUGUCGUGAUGACAAAUUUUGCUAGAUGAUAAAUAGUCCCAGAAGUUAUUACGAUAAAUGGUAAUGGUAAUAUUAUCAUUGCAAAAAAGUAAUAAAGUACUUUAUUACUUUAUUACUCAAGCCUAAUAAAGUACUUUAUUACAAAUACUUGUAAUAAAGUAUUUUCACUUUAUUACAAGAGAUAAAGUGAGAAUACCAUAAAAAUGCAAGAGCACAUUCUCAAAGAUCAACAAACUUAAAAUUUUAAUAAACACAGGAAUUCAAAGACAUUUUAAAUAUUGAAAAUAAAUAAACAAGCAACGGAAACAACAAAUUAAAUUAUUUAUGAAGUCUCUCUAAAAAUGGGGCCUGUUUGAGAUCCAUGCAGCAGGCUGGAGAUUUUUGUCAUCCAGUUUUUGGUAAAAAGUGAGCGAGAAAAGAGAAAACAAUAAAUCAUGCAAAUGGAAAUGAUUGAGUUUGUUUUCAUUUAUCUUGGGAUUAUUUGAUUUAUUGCUUAUUGCGACAGGCCUAGUUGCAACAUGGACAGAGAACGGCUCUGCUGCAUCAUUAAAAGUCCAACAAUUAAUCUGAUGUUCAUUCUGAUAGUGACUGAAUGUAAAUUUCUAACCAGCACAAUUUCUCACUUGUGUUGGAUCUAUGGACCUAGAUAAUUUAGGCAGCUAAAUAAAAAAAAAAUGUAUGUACUUCUUUAUUAAAGUGUGCAAGGUGUAUAAAUAGUAAUUGUAUCUAGCUGUAUCAAUUUUAAUUUUAAGCAUUCUGGACUGGUGGAAAAUUGUGUUUUCAUCAUGUUUGAUAUUUUGACACAUGAUUUAUUACAGCUGAUCACAGCUAUUAUGUGUUCUGUAUACUUGAAUGUUUAACAGGCCUUACAACACAUCAGUAGACAUUAUUUAUUCUAGCGUUGCCUCCAAACCCUCAACCAAAGACAAUCACGUCAUAUAAGAAGGAUGAAAACCUGAAAUGGUCAGUAGUGCAAACAAUCAGGCCUUAGAGUUGGAUAGUAAAGACAAAUCAAUGAGGAGAAUUUAAACUGGAAUUUAAGUGUGAACAAAAAAAUGACCCGUUGAUUAAACAAGGAAGUAUUUGGUUUCAGUUAUUUCUGAAGUCGAAUUAGAAAGAUUUACAUUUUCACUGCUACACUCUGUGAAAAAAGAAUACUUCAAGAGUCAAGCCCUACAGCUUGGUUUAAUGUAUUAUGACAACUUUUAAAAUUGAAAAGGAGACUUAGAAACAGAUACUCUGACUUGUUUUGGUAUCAAUAACACUAUUUUAGUGCACAUUUAAAGUAUGCUGCAUGUGUAAAUGCACUUGUUCCCUCACCAAGUGAUCUCACAAGAGUCAUGCUUCCAUUUCCACCUGGAAACAAAUGGUGCUUUACAAAUGUGCCUGUCCACAAUUUGAUUUGCCUGGUAAAAUAAAAAAUAUCUUGUUGCCAUGGUGUUACCUUUUUGAGGAUUGUUACCAUGUGGUCUUUAAAUAAAGCAUCCACUGAUUUCGUGGAAUUCGUCUGAUCAUGUAUCAUGGAGGCGUAUCUAAUAAAAGGGUGUAUUGUA